UACGUGUGCGAGACCGGGCACUGCUGCGGGGAGAGCGGCUGCUGCACCUACUACUACGAGCUGUGGUGGUUCUGGCUGCUCUGGACCGUCCUCAUCCUCUUCAGCUGCUGCUGCGCCUACCGGCACCGGCGGGCCAAGCUGCGCCUGCAGCAGCAGCAGCGGCAGCGGGAGAUCAACCUCAUCGCCUACCACGGUGCCUGCAACUACCCCGCCUCCAUGAUGGACCUCAGGAUGCUGGCCUCCUUCAAGCUGCCCGCCUACGAGGAGGUGGCCCACCGGCCCGGCACGCCGCCUCCGCCCUACAGCUCCAUCCUGGCGCAGCUGAGCGGGCCCCGCAGCCGCCUGGGCUCCAGCAGCCUGACGCUGUCGCCCAGCUCGGAGAACUACACCAGCUGCUCGUGCGAGUCGAGCUGCGUGACGUCCCCCAGCAGCACCUCGCUCUCAGUGCAGGUGACGGACGAGACGGAGCGCAGCCAGGCCAGCACGCCC
Molecule: messenger RNA, 489 nt
Organism: Meleagris gallopavo (turkey)
Lineage: Eukaryota; Metazoa; Chordata; Aves; Galliformes; Phasianidae
Source: RefSeq, a predicted model, not a curated record